AUGACAAAAGCGCAUCGGAGGUAUUCGCAGGCAUUGUUUAUUCUCUUUUCGAUACCUCAUAGGGUCCUCGACCUUCACGUCAUCAGACCUCAGACCUGCAGCAGGCUGGUUCUUUAUAUGAAUGUGUUCACGGUAGAAGAUAGAGAGGUGAACAAUCGUCUACAAUUGGCCGAAUCGUUCGUGGCGCAUCUCUUCACCUGUUUACGCAGAUAUCAAGGUCGCCUCCUAAAUAUUGCGAGGAAGAUCCGGAGUAUAGUGCUUACUUUGUGUGUCUUAAAGGCCCAGGCCCAGGUGACGAGCAGCUAUGACCCGGACAGGCGGAUUGCUCGCACAGCUGAUACCGUUGUCACCGGACGCUCUCCCCAGGAAAGGACUGGAUACUUCUCUAAUAACGUGUCUGAUCCAAUUUUGGAUCCACGAUUGUAUUCCAGGACUACGUUCACACGUCUUCCAUUCUCUCUGUUUCCCGCUUCCCAAGCUGAGUCGUCAUCUAAAGGCGCUUAUCUGAGUCUCCGUCUUGGCGCAUUGAACGUUUGGAGAUACUAUCACAACGGCCUCUCGAGUCGUCAUAGAAGGCAAGAGCGGUACCAAGAGAAUCAGAGGACAUUUCUUCUUACCUUCAUCGGAGAGCUGGGCUCUAAUGCACCGAGUAUAGUUGACAAGACAGCCAAGGAGUCCCAGCUAGGUAAGAAUUCCGAGUUAAAACGCUUUCAAACUUCCACGAAUGCAUCAUUCCCCCCACUAUGGCGCCUUAUCGGACUCCGAGGUCCAGGUCAAGGGCAGCCUGAUGAUGAUAUCCUGGGAUCCGGGUACCAGAAACCGCCUGUUUUCAGCUCUUGGCGCUCCGUGUGUCGAGGUAAUGAAUCCAACCUAUCGGGGCCACGGGUUCACAUGGGAGAAUUCCACGGUGAGUGCGUGUGCUUUGAACAUCACCCUCGGCGCAAACAUGACCCUAUGAAACGUUUCUUUAAACACGCUUCUUUCAUAUUUCGUCCUAAUGGUCCUUUCUCUUCUUCCGCUAUGAUCCGCCUAUUCAUUUCGCCUAGUGCUCGGAUGCGGCCGGAUGCAGUUGUUGGAAAUGAAAAGUUCUUCGCCGAUCUCGGAGUUUUAAUCCCCUUUUCAAAUCGUGCCUCGUUCUUUUCAAACGGCUUCGGAUCCGUGAGAGAUGUUGGCCUUCCCUAG
Messenger RNA from Guyanagaster necrorhizus, 1182 nucleotides. RefSeq lists its product as uncharacterized. Bases 1 to 1182 code for a protein of 393 amino acids. Lineage: Eukaryota; Fungi; Basidiomycota; Agaricomycetes; Agaricales; Physalacriaceae. The record is from RefSeq and is a predicted model, not a curated record. The transcript has 9 exons.